Athalia rosae (coleseed sawfly) is the source of this 9002-nucleotide messenger RNA. RefSeq lists its product as uncharacterized. Gene Ontology annotation, biological process: regulation of cytokinesis; mitotic cytokinesis; double-strand break repair via homologous recombination. Lineage: Eukaryota; Metazoa; Arthropoda; Insecta; Hymenoptera; Athaliidae. The transcript is spliced from 14 exons. Gene Ontology annotation, cellular component: lysosomal membrane; midbody; centrosome. Bases 151 to 8058 code for a protein of 2635 amino acids. Gene Ontology annotation, molecular function: metal ion binding; phosphatidylinositol-3-phosphate binding. The record is from RefSeq and is a predicted model, not a curated record.
GAGUCAAGACAAUUCUUUAAAGGAAAACAUGGUGCAAAGUCGUUGGAAAGUGCAAAUUUGUUAUGAAUUAGUCGCGUGUGAUUCCAGAUGGUUGGAAAGGAGGUCUGGUUCAGAUUCACACAUCAUAAUUGAUUCAUCCUAAUUGCUGAGAUGAGUGAAAGUACAAGCCGAUUAAACAUGAAAGAAAACUCGACGGUCUUCAAAAUUGACAAGUGCGCACUGUCAGGGUUAUGGUAUACUACUUGGGCGGUUUUGCUCGAGGAAAUUGAUACCCUACCUGAUCAUUAUACUCGAGAUAAAAUAUUGGAAUUAAUAUCUGUGGUGCAGAGUAAAAUACAAUCUCAAAUUGGAUACGAAUAUCAUUGGAUCGCAUGGAAAAUACUCGAGCUACUACAUGUUGACAGUUUGGCUGGAAGACCUGAUUUGAUAAAAUUUUUUCUAGUGCUGAAAUUGAUCACUGAGUCUAUACCAAGCAAUGUGGAAAAUGAGCUUGUUGACCUAUUCAACAAUGUCUCAGACGCCAAAAAUAUAAAAGAAGAUAUUGGGAAAAUUUCAGACGAGACAUUAAUAUUUCUAGAAGGAUGUUUGGAAAAAUAUCCCGCGCUUGCUUGCUGUAUUGUAAAGAGUUUGCUCUGUGUUUGGUCACCUUAUUUUCAACAAAGUGAUCAAGAUCUUCAGAAUCUCUAUAUCAAUACCCUGAAAAAAUAUGUAGGCGAUAAAAAAUCCCGCCAUGGUUCUUCGGAGCUUGAAACUCGGCGUUUAUGUGUUUCGGGAAAUUCUAGACUCAGUGAAACAGCAGCUUAUGGAAUUCUGCUCAGCAUAUUAUCAAAGAUGGAAUUAACUGAGGAAAAUAAUGACAAACUUAAAGCCUGGUUGUUUCCUGCACUUUUUGACAAGUGUAAGACCAGUGAUAUUGAGCUUGCUUUUUAUGCCAGGGAGAGUAGUGAGUUCUUGAAAGAGUGGAACAACUUUGUAGACGACAAAUUGAAGCGCUCAGAGCUCCCAAAUAACUUGGAAAAUGCUUUGGCAAUUAGUAAUGCGAUAUUCAUUUUCUCCGAUGGUGGUGAUGUGCAGAUCAAUCCGAAAGAGUUAGCUUAUCGAAUGAUCAAGCAUAAGAGACAUUGGCUCCUUGACAUAUUGGAUAUUUGCUGUAUUUUUCUGGCAAAUGGCUAUUUGGAAAAAGUUUCACAGCUCCUAUCCGUACCAAUUUUACAAGGACUCUGGGGAACUCUAUAUUUUAAAACCUUGAGUGACAUUUUGGGACCUUCAAGCCUCUUUUUGGGUGAUGCCGACGAACAGAUCACUACAAACUUAUGCAGUGGGUUGAGGUUUUUGUUGGAAAAAUGCCGUACUUGUUUUGCUGGUGAUGAAGUCUGGGAAAAAUUGAAUGAUUCUGCAGAACAUCAAUUGGAUAUUGUUGAAUGGGUAUUAAAAAACAAAAAAGUUGUUUCUGAUCAAGAAUUCGCUCAUGAAUUCAAAAAGGAUCUGACAAUAAAAUCUGUGUUGUCGUUACUAUUGAACCAUGGAGUUCUAUUUACUCUGAAUGCGUCGGUUAACAUACACGAGGUACCCUGUGAAGAAGUUGAAAAGAUCCUCCAAACUUCUCCAGAGUCUGCAGCAACGUUUAGAGCGUAUCAUGCUAUGCUAUGCGCAUUGAAAGCGAUUAUAAUUUGCGAUUCUUACCUAUCCAGAGCUCAGGACGUUUCAGAAUAUUUGAAAGCCAUGGAGAAGUCACUGAAGAAUUUGUUUCCAUUACAAUUAAAACUGGAAGUGAUAGAAAACAUAUUUUCAAUGCUAUUUCUGCGCAGCAAUGACUUUGGUGCUGAUUCAAACUAUGAAGAAAGAGAGGAAGAAAUGGAUGACAGGAAAAUACAGGUUGCCGAUUAUAAGCAAAUAUAUUCAGGAUUUAUUUGUAAUAAAUACAUUAUUAGGGAUCUCUUACACUAUUUAGGAAGCGCAAUUUCGGAUGCUCAAACCGAAUGCACUGGGUUGAGCGACCUAGAAUCCUCUGAUUCUGUGGAAAUUAAAAAAAAAUUAACCAGCAUUGAUCAAGCCGUGGCUGAUGCGAUUUGGAGAUUAGGAAUUGUAACAGGCCCUGAGUUUGUUGAAAAAAUGGGAGAUGCUGGAGCUGAUUCAUCAGAAGCACCAGAAGUCUUCGAUUUCUCUGAAAUACUGCUCAACAAAAAAUUCAACCCCUCAACAGUGCUCAGAAACAAAGCAAUAUUUUAUGACCUAGCCGAUAGCUCAUUGAGGGAUGACGACAGCAAGUCAGAAACAGACUUCAUUUCUGACACUGAGUCCGUUAAUGCUAACAACAGUAUUGCAGGAACACGGAGAAAAUACAGGAAACGAAGCAUAGCUGAAAAAUCUCCAAACCAACUUACUUUUAAUUCGAAUUAUUCAUACAUUCUGAACUUGAUGCUUUCUUCAAAAGAAAACCUAAUCAGACAAUGUCUGUCUAAGUGUGACUUUGAAAAGGCCCAACAAGUCAUUCAGAUUUUUAAUGCAAGUGAUUCCCAGUUGGAUGGUGAAGUACGGCUGUCAAAAGCAAUCAGCCAGUUUCGACAAAAAAUGAAGGACUACAUCAAAGACAAUGAUCAACCUGAAGUUGUCGAUCAAAAUGCACAAAUGUCAACACUUGAGAAUAUACGGCAAGCGGUUCAGGGAGGAAUUCAAACUUCACGUUUGAGAAGUCAGUUGGAGACCUUCCUUGCGUUGAACAAAAUGACUAUGCUUUUGAUAAAUCCCGAUGAAGCUAACACAAACGAAAUCCUUACCUUGACUGUUCUGGAUAUUGCUCUAACGACUGCAUAUUCACAUUCUUGUUCACUCAACACCUGCGAGAUAGCAGCCAAAUAUUUGAAGUCAUGUAAAAUGAUCGAUACGACUAUGUACUCCACAUACUUUUCUAAAGUCACCAAACUAUUAUAUCAGAGCAAACUAAACUCAUCGCUACCAGUCAUUCUCUGUGACUCUGCUAUACCGUUAUCAAUCCAAAAAUAUAACGAGAAAAUGGAGAUUUGGAAUGAGGUAGAAAACGUUGUAAAAAAAUUCAACGCAUCGCAGGCCCAGAAAGGAAACUUACAAAAAAAAGUUUGGCGUGAAAGUCUGAUUGCUGAGCGAGAGAACCUGGAACAACUUACGGCACUUUGUAAUGGGAAACCUUAUUUGUGCCAGAUCUUCACUCACUUAAGCAUUCUUGAAACUAUUCUCCCAAAAAGCGUUGACGAAAAUUUUGCUGGAAGUUUGUACAGUAUGCUGGAAGUGCCAAUCCAUGCUUACCUCGGGAAUCGAUUUUUUGAGCCUGGAGUGGAAGUGGAAGAACUUGAAGUCAUUGCCAAAGACCUUCGAAUGAAUUUAGCGCACAGUAUCCUUGUCAGCUGCUAUCCAAACUUUUCAUUCUCAGAGACGAUAGCGACAAACGCAGCACAUUCACACGGUUACAUCAUACUGAAUGAGACUUCGACAAGUAUGAUUUCGCAAAAAUAUGGGCCCCAGCAUCCAAAUGAAUGUCUUAAAGAAAUUCUUACCUUACUCUUGGAUACAGUUAAAUCUGUUCAUCCCAACAAAUCCAUACUGAGUUGUGCAGAUCUUCAAAACUUAUCUAACACCUCUGAGAUCCAAGAGAUUCUUGGUAGAACAACUUCCCUUGUGAAUUUGGACUUAUGUGAAUUAUCUGCUGGGAAUGAAACAUUGACGUUUUUUUUGAACCUUUGGAACCUCCUGUUUUUACACUCUCUAUUAACCAUUUGGUCAAGAAAUCCUCCAUGCAACAGGCUUCAGCACAUUGUUUCCACAAUGAAGAUAGCUUACCGAGUCGGUGAUCUAGGAUUGGUUACUUUGACUACCCUCAGAUCAAAAUUACUUGGAAAUUUAUCUUGGGACUUGGAAUUUUUUAAACAAAUCGAAGCUAUUAAUGAACUUGCAUGGCAAGACUUGGAUAUUCCAGAAGAUCCUAGGGUGAUUUUUGCAAUGGCUAACGAAUUUUUCGGAUCUCCAGCCGUUCAGCUAUACGAUUCACAGAAGUUAGAUCAAGACUUGAACGCUUCGAUUCAGAACUGUAUUGCUUGCUACCAUUGUAUAGAGCCAGCUAACGAUGGUACGGAGAUAGAUUUUUGUUGGCUGCCAGAGUCUGUUCGUCGAUACCAAGAUUUUCUGCUAGAAAAUGCCAGUCUUGCCCAUCAAACUUUUGGCUCGAAUUUCGAUGAAAGUUUUACCUUACGCAGAUUACUGAAUACGAGCGAAAGAAAUCUGGAGUUCAAGUACAGACCGCCGCUGCAUCAGUACGAAUUUAGACUUGAUUAUUCGGAAAAUGAGUUUAGUUAUCUAGCUAGCAACAAAAAUUUACGUUUUAAAACACACAAUCUUCCUCUUAUCCCGGUGCCGCAGAGUAGAACCAUUGAUGCGAAAUUGUUACAAUAUUUAGAAGGCCGAUGUUGGCUUUUGUCUUACCUAGUGCAAAGAAUUAACGAGAAAAUCCCAACGAUUUCUGGCAACGCGGAGCGCUGUAUUUGUCUCGAGAACCUCCUACAAUCACCGUGGGCUCAGCUUUUAAAAAAUAGUUUCGAUGAAAAUCAAGCAAUUGUUGGAAUGCACGAAAACGUGUCGUACAGGGAGCUCUGGACAAAUUUCGAAUCCUUGGUAAAAAAAGAGAAAUGGCAGCAUUGCUUAGACCUCAUAAAUUGUUUGCCGGAUAAUUUCACCAAAUGUGACAGUGAGAUACAAUUUUUGAAAGAUAAAGUACUGAGCACCUUAAUCGCUACACAAGGACUGGACGGUGAAGAGGUGCUAAAAUAUCUUCGCCAAUUAAAAAAUAUCCACAUGCUAACGGCUACAAUUUUGUCAAAUUUGCGAAAAUGGUCCGUCACGGUAUGUAAACGAGCUUUGACUUAUGUGUUGAAUCACCGUGACAGAGACGAACUUCCUUCACACAUAAAAAUGCAGAUGAAAGCAACCCUUUGCAGGGUAACAGCCUUCUGUAAAAUGUUACCUCAUUUUGCAAAUAAUCCGGAAACUGAACAUAUCACUUGGUAUGGCAUUGCCAGUAGUGCAAAUAAAUCGGAUCCGCUAAAAAUAGUUAAAUCUCUAAUCGAAGCGAACAAGUUUGAACUCUGUUUAGAGUGGCUUGAGUAUCACGCCUUUUCAAAUGAAUUGCAAUCCCUCGUUAGUCAAGAUCUUCUGAUUGGAUUGCUGGAAAACGACCGGCAGGAUUUCGAGCCAGUAACCAAGUUUUUGCGGGUAUUGCCGUCCACCUACGUGACCACAUUAUGCAAUAGCGUUAUUGAGAAAUUGCAAUCGAUCCCUGCAAUGAAAUUUAUCGCCGGUUAUCUGUUGAAAAUAUGUGAGCCUGCGGAUUCGGUGGAACAUCACAAGAUCUUGAUCAGCAUUGAGAUAUUGUCAAGGAUCGAGCAUAAAGAAAGAUCGUCGUUUAUCCAUCUGUUGAAAGAGCCGUUGUUAAUGUUGGAGCAGUUAUUGAUGAAUAGCAAGUUUGCAAUACUUCAGAAAAUUCUCAGCUCUAUAUCCAAAGACCUGCCAAAGUCGAAAAUUUCCCGAGAAGAUAUCGACAAGUUAGUCAGAUACUACGCAGGAAAGUCAUUGGAGUUCAGAGUCGCUCUACAACGCGAUAACAUCGAGUCUAGAUCUAAGGAUUCUUCUUCAAUGAGCACUGAUAUGGAUAAUACCGAGUUCGUGAUGCCCUCAAGAGUACCAACAAAAGACGACUGGGUCCCAAAUGAUAAGACACGGGUAUGCAGCUGCUGCAAGUCCAUAGUUUUCUCGAUGUUCAACCGACGUCAUCACUGUAGGAGAUGUGGACGAGUAGUGUGCGCCGUUUGUUCACAACAGCGCAUGAGAGUACCAACUUAUCCAGACUCCGUACAAGUUAGAGUAUGUGACGAUUGUAAACGAGAAACAAUUUUGCGGAUGCAGCAGCAAUUCGGAACCCCUUCUACUCCCAGCAGCGAAGCGUUCGAUUAUUGGAGAUUAACCACAAACGAGAAUCACAAUCAAACGAUCAGGGAUGAAUUUUCCUUCGAACACGCACCCAGCGUCUCAUUGUGCCUGGCUAUCCUCAAUCUCCACUCGGAUCACAAGGCUUACGCGAGCUUUCUCUUGGACCGGUGUGACGAAAUAAAAAAACUUCUCCGUCCCGUUGGUUCAGGAAGGGCGAAUCCAGAGGUGGAUUACAAUCUGCUCAUUAAAAUGAUUCAAUCUCUCUUAGUGGCUGCCAAAGUCAAGUGCGCCAAGCUAUCUUUAAACACCGGUUUGGAUAAUUGCGAUAGUCUACUUUCUCAUAUGGAUCUCGUUGCGACUUUGGUCCAGUCGGAUUGCUCGGCUCUUAUUCCAUCCCACCAGUUAGAUGAACAUUCUCUCAGAAGAUUGAGAGACUUUUUGACAGAAAAAGAACAGUGGGUGCUUGCGCUGGAUGUAAGUACAAAGGCUGGUCUAGAUCGUCAAGGAGUUUGGGCUGCCUGGGGUAAGGCGUAUCUAAAAGUUGGGUGCUACAAUGAAGCAAGAGAGAAAUUUGCCCAUUGUUUGGACAAGGUAUCCGCCGACUCUUUCGAAGACUGGGUAUUUUUGCCAUCUUACUCUCAAACGGAUAAGGGUUCUGACGCAUCUGCUACAAGUUCCAAAAAAAUCACCAGAGAAAAGACAAGACCUGCGAAAAAUCCACCUCUGUUAAUUGAAAUCCUGCAGAUACUUGAAAGCUCUACUUUCAAUAGACAAUCCCGACGCACUGCCACCGCCAAAUCAUUUACCGCUCAUGACAUUUCCGUUACAUUGAAUAACAUCAAAGCGAUUAGUCAGGGUCGUUACCACUACCUUGAACCAACUACUAACGCAGAUAACGCUUAUUACCACGAAAGUUUGCACUAUUUGCUUUCUUAUGGAAGCAAUUCUGCGAUAUUGGAAUUUUUCGUCAAGCAUGAAAAGUAUGACGACUGUUUACUUCAUGUCUUGGAGAACAAGGUUGAUCCUGAAAUCUUUUUCAAUAGCGUCUACUUGUUCUGCUUGAAGAAUGGUUGCGUUGAGACAUUGCACGAAGCUAUAAAGGCGAAAGAUCCAAAUUUAUCUAUCUGGAAAAGUUAUCUAGUCUUCACGUGUCACAGUUUAGAGACGAGAAAGUUGCUGAACACUCUCUACCAGCUCCAAAUAUUCAUCAAGGAUCACGUCAGAGCUUCAAUGUCUUGCAUACGCUUCUAUAUUAACAGAGCUACAGAUUAUACGGAUCUGUGUAAUCGAUCUAAUUUUUUGAAUCAAGCUCAGAAACACCUUGAAAUGGAACUACAGGCACAACAAAGUUUUGGUCCAAAACGACGGAAAAAUUCCAGUUCCCUUCAUGGUGCACAAAGUGCUCUUACGCUGGAACUUGAGUUAUCCGAUAUCGACAGGCACAUCAAUACCAUUUCAAGACAGAUGGAGAUAGCAAAAUUUUUGCGCUACAGCGAACAGGAGGGACGUAACGUGAAUAAAUUCUUGAUGGACCUUUCAAGCAUGGAAAAUGAUAGCUCAAAGUUUCCGGAAUUACCUACUCUGUUUGGAACCCAGUUGCAAAAAACCCAAUUGGCUGUAUUAGCUAUACUAUGCGGUCGCGAUGUCGAGGAAGGUUUCGGUAUCGCUUUUCGCAUAAUUCAAGAUUAUAAUCUGCGGUCGGAAAAGGUUUACUCUUUGGCAGGGCAUAUCCUGGCUUCUGAAGAAAAAAUCAAUUCUGUCGAACAACUGGUCAAGUGUUGUCGCAGUUCAGGAGCCCCAGAUACCAAUGCUUUAUCCGAUCGUGUCUUGGCACAUUGUGUCAAGUUACUUUUAAACUCUUCUCGGAACGAAUCUGAAUCCAGCUCAAAAGAUAGAGUCAGCUCUCUUAUAAAAUUGAUAACAGAUCUUGAACUGAAGAUAAGUAUGUGUAUUGAGAGCCGGCAGUUAAAGGCAGCCUACCUUUUGGCAGUGAGGCAUUCAAGGCCACAGGAUGUGAAAAAAAUUUUCAAAGAAGCAGACAGGUUGCAGCAGCACGCUAUCAAAGCCAUAUGCGCCAAAUGGCUUCAAAAAAUGCAGAAAUCAUGAGAAGUCUGAUCAUUUUUGCUUACUUUAUUUGUAGGUGUUGAACGAAUGAGGUUUUCAAUCUGAGAUUACUAAAUAUUGAAAAUUUAUCUCCACGCCCGAUUUUUGACGCAAGCGAUUCUGUGAGAGUCUUGUAUCUUUGACUGGUAUCGAAUAUAUUUCUUAGUCUAGUAGCUCAUUGCGAUACCUCUCCAGAAUUAUUACACAUUAUAUUAAUUUAUUUUGCUAAGAUUUAUUCACGUUUAUACAAUAUCUGCUGUAGAUAAUAAGUGAUCAAAUAUUUAUAGGUAUAUGAUUAGCUGUGAUAUAUUCCGACCUUCUCUUGGUCAGCUAUGUCACUCGAGAAGGAUAUUGAAAUCUCGUUAGCAAUAGCGAGCUACGAUUAGGUGUACAACAAUGUUUUUUACACCCCAAAAACAGCCAUAGAUUCUAAGAACUGAAUAAUGAAAACCGAAUGAUCGUACAUUCCUAGCUUUAUGGGUUAUUUGUUUUUAUCCGUACACUGGAAUUGGAUUGCUGUUGAUUUUUCAGAGGUAUGACAAAUCAGUGAAUGGUAAAUGCACUUAGAAUUAAAUUAUAAAUAUUCUUUAUUCAUUUGAUACAUGAUUAUAUUUUGUCAGGCAUGUCAAUUACGUUUUUUUCUAGCAAUGUUUGGUGCUAAUGUUACAUGGAAUGUUAUUAGAGGUAUUGGUGUGAAGUAUAUCAUUUCUUUCAUCAAUUGUACCAGCUCCAACGAGGAGGAUGUGAGUCUAAUCAUCUACUAUUUCGUUAUUAAUUUAUUCAUUGCAAUAGCCGUUGCACUUAAUUCACUUCAUGUAUAUGUAAAAAAAAAAAAAAAUAACUAAGAAACGAACUCCUACAUCAAAGCUAUUUGAUAAUGUUAUUCAUAAUAGAGCUUUACAAUUGUUUGUGGCUAAAAAGAAAUAAAUCUUCUAAGCCAGCUGUAA